Caenorhabditis bovis is the source of this 483-nucleotide messenger RNA. NCBI's taxonomy places the organism in Eukaryota, Metazoa, Nematoda, Chromadorea, Rhabditida, Rhabditidae. The record is from the annotation of a GenBank genome assembly.
AUGACGACAAGAUUGGCGAGAUUAUGGCAAACCGGCAACCCUCAACGACGCGUUUUUCUUCCCGAUUUCUGGGUGGCGGUUGUUGAGAGCCCGUCGUGCGGCAGAAAUAAACUACCGCAGAAUUGCGUCAAAUUUGAGGUCGAUCCACGAAUGUCCCGCCACGAUAUUCGCGAAUAUCUGACGAAAAUCUACAAGCUGCCGGUUCGCGAUGUUCGCACAGAAGUCCAAAUGGGCGAUAUUCUAUGGAACAGCAAACACGAUUAUCAAUAUAAGAAAGCAAUGUGGAAAGACGACGACAAAAAAUUUGCCUAUGUUUUUAUGCCAAAAGAUUUCAACUUCCAAUUCCCAUCAAUGUUCUCAAGUCUCGAAGAGGACAUCGAACUUCUGAAGGCGAAACAGCAGCAAGAAGUGUCCAAAGACAAAUUGAACGACGGUUUCGCGAAUCGCAAUCGAAAAAACAUUGGAACAUUCCUUGGCGCUUAA